Molecule: messenger RNA, 1438 nt
Organism: Suillus subalutaceus
Lineage: Eukaryota; Fungi; Basidiomycota; Agaricomycetes; Boletales; Suillaceae
Product: putative serine esterase-domain-containing protein
Exons: 9
Coding region: 201-1274 (357 amino acids)
Source: RefSeq, a predicted model, not a curated record
GUCAGGACUCAGCAUCGACUGUGGCGCAGCACCGCCGGCUUGACACCCACGGCGUGGAAGCUACGCAUACCGCAUGGCAUGAGGUCCAAGACUCCAUGUAUUUAUAACUUCCCGUCUUUCUGUCGUUGUCCUACUGUAUUAAUCUUUAUCAACCGCCAAACCCGCAUCGCCUAAUCCGAGUCAUUGCCAGUCGUUCCAUCAUGCCAGACGUCCAUCUACUUGUCUUGAUCCAUGGAAUGUGGGUAAAGGGCGAAGUUGAGGACGGUGACAUUAAGCUUGAGGUUCUUCUCGCUGAAACCAAUAAGGAUGAAUCCACAUAUGACGGAAUCGACUGGGGAGGUGAAAGAGUGGCUGAAGAGAUUCGACAGAAAACCGCAGACUUAGAGAAGGAAGGUCGGAAGGUAACUCGCUUCUCGGUCACCGGUUACAGUCUUGGUGGCCUGGUUGCCCGUUAUGUUAUUGGACGGUGCAAACCCGUGAAUUUUAACACUUUAGCUACCCCACACAUCGGCAUACCCAGAUUCCCUUCAACAUUCUCUUCGAUAUCGGCAUUUCUGGGACCAAAGCUUCUUUCCCGUUCGGGCGAGCAAUUCUUCUGUGUCGACAAAUGCGCAGAAGACCCCUUUGGCGAGUACGAGAAGAAUGGCAUCAAAAUUGAUUUCCACGAGAAGUACAAGCAUGUCAUCAAAUCUUAUUCUGCCCUUCCUUUAUCAUCUGCAACCACGAGAGAGCCGGAAGGCUGGUUCGAUACUAUCCGUAACAUGCGCGCGCCAUUACCUCCGCGAUUCCAAGCCGAGUUUCCUUUGAACUUGGCCGUUUAUACCCUCUUACCAAUCCUCUUCCCGACAUUUAUCUGCCUGCUCUCAUUCGCCUGUCAUUUCAAUCGCAACCAGUCUCGUGGUCGAGUAAGACAUCUUGAAGCGCAAACAACUAGAGAAAGACUUGUUCACAUUAUCGCCAAACUGGAGAGCGAGCUCGAAAGCGCUGCAGUUGAUUUAUACGAUGACCCUGCUGGCACUCCCAUCGCCACAUCGCCGAUACCUGGUGCUGACCCCGCUGACCCGACCAACCCCACCGAGCCUACGAAGGAAAAAGGAAAGAAAUCGCGAUCAAAAGCCACCUCCAUACCACACUUUAGCAUAGAAAAUCUCAACAAGAUACCGCAGUUGAAGAAAGAGCGAGCCUUCUUUGAGGGUGUACGCAAUUCUCAUGCAAUGAUAAUCUGUCAAGGCGAGGGCGUGUUACGACACUGGGCGGAUCACUUCGACCUAUAGCUUUUAUUGUGUUUUCGUUGUAUUGGUUACUUACAUGUAGAGCAUUUACAGAGACAAUACUACAUAUCGACCUAAUAUAUUGACACUCGUGAUCAUGAUGGUACGUCACGGCGGACUGUCAUUCGGAGGCUUUUAAUUUUGUAAAUAUUCUUUAUCUCGACUCG